CCUUCCACCAAACAUCCACCACCUUCCUGUGUUAUUCUAGCACAAAAUCAGAUUUAAUUCUGCCAGCAACGGUCUGGAAGCACCCAGAACGAAAUCUGACUCUGGUCCCUUAGGUGCAAGGCAGCCCCGUCGGCCAUUUUGUGUCUCCUGAAGACAGCUGUGAAGAUGCCAGUCACCAGUGAGCAAGAGAAGCGGAUGCAGAAAUUCAAAAACAGAGGCAAAAACCUUCUAGAAAUGCGAAGGCAAAGAGUGGAAACGGAAGUUGAACUUCGCAAGGCGAGGAAGGACCUGCAGAUCUUGAAGCGAAGGAACAUCAGUGUCAGCACAGAAGAUGACCUCACACCAGAGAAGAAUCAGGUUGCUCAAAUUCCUUUGGAGGAAAUAGUUGAGGCACUGAAAUCAGACGAUCAACAUCUUAUUCUCAAGGCAACCAUGUCCAUCAGGAAACUACUCUCUCAGCAUAAGAACCCUCCAUACCAAGUCGUUGAAACUGGAGUCAUUCCUAAACUCGUGGACUUUUUGUAUCACCACGACGCUCCAAGCUUGCAGCUGGAGGCUGCUUGGGCGCUCACUAACAUUGCUUCUGGGACACCUGAGCAGACCAGAGCGGUAGUGGAGGCCAAUGCCGUGCAAGGCUUGAUAGUCAUCUUGUCUUCUCCAAAGAUGCCUAUCUGUGAGCAGGCUGUGUGGGCCUUGGGGAACAUAGCAGGUGACGGCCCACAGUAUAGAGAUGUGCUGAUCAGCUUCAAUGUAAUCCCUCCCCUCCUGUCCUUGGUGACACCUUGCACUCCGGUUGGGUUCCUGCGCAACAUCACAUGGACACUGUCCAACCUCUGCAGAGGCAAAAACCCAUAUCCUCCCAUGGGAGCUGUGCAACAGAUGCUCCCCAUGCUCAUGAACCUUCUGCAGUACGACGAUGAGGGCAUCCUUGCAGACGCCAGCUGGGCUUUCUCUUACCUGACGGACGGCUCCAAUGACCGCAUCCAUGUGGUGGUGGAGGUUGGGGUGCUGCCGCGGCUGGUGCAACUCCUGGCCUACGCAGACCUACCAGUCCUGACUCCAGCUCUCCGCACUCUGGGCAACAUCGUCACUGGCACAGACGAGCAGACGCAGAUGGCCAUCGAUGCCGGUGUGCUGUCUGUCUUGCCGCACCUCCUGCACCACCCUAAGCCAUCCAUACAGAAGGAGGCCGCCUGGGCUUUGAGCAACAUUGCAGCAGGGCCCAGCAGCCAGAUACAGCAGCUCAUCACUUGCGGCCUCCUGCCUCCUCUGGUGGAGCUGCUGGAGAAGGGAGACAUCAGGGCCCAAAGGGAGGCUGUGUGGGCAGUUGCCAACUUCACCACUGGAGGGACGGAGCAGCAGGUGGAGGAAAUGGUCCAGGCGGGGGUCCUUAAACCUCUGCUGAACUUGCUGGCUAUCAAAGAUGCCAAAAUUAUCCUCGUCGUCUUGGACAGCAUCUCUAGUUUCUUCCUGGCUGCUGAGAAGCUGGGUGCAACGCAGAAGCUGUGCCUUUUGGUGGAAGAGCUUGGGGGCCUGGAGAAGAUCGAAGCCCUCCAGACUCACGAGAACACCUUUGUCUACCGAGCUGCCCUGGGCCUCAUUGAGAAAUAUUUUCCCGACAACCAAGCUGAAAACUCGGUUUCAGAAACAGGAGAAGGAACAGCCCCUUCACCUUUCUUGACUGAUAUGCAAGACUGCUUUAAAUUCUGACUGGGAGACCC
This is a messenger RNA of Podarcis muralis (Common wall lizard), 1721 nucleotides long. The record is from RefSeq and is a predicted model, not a curated record. NCBI's taxonomy places the organism in Eukaryota, Metazoa, Chordata, Lepidosauria, Squamata, Lacertidae.